Cottoperca gobio is the source of this 2458-nucleotide messenger RNA. RefSeq lists its product as uncharacterized. Lineage: Eukaryota; Metazoa; Chordata; Actinopteri; Perciformes; Bovichtidae. Bases 269 to 1903 code for a protein of 544 amino acids. The record is from RefSeq and is a predicted model, not a curated record. The transcript has 3 exons. Gene Ontology annotation, molecular function: GTP binding.
CAGAGUGAACUGAAGCAGUCACUCUCUUCCGGAGCAGAGACAGCAGAGAGGACUUUGAAGAACAAGGUGCAAGUCCCAAGCAGCGUUUUGAAAGCUCAACAGCUGGAUCUGGACUGAGAACAGCCAACUGAGAUUUGGACCUGAGAGCAGAAGACACGUUUACUGCACAGACAUGUCUGAAAGGUUUUCUAAGAAGAACUAGCUACUACCUCCGCAGAGGGCUGGUCCUGGAUUCAUCGGCUUGUAAAAUUAGUACUUCAAAAACAAAAUGUUUUCUAGACUUCUUGGCAAAGAGCCCAAACGGCUGGCUGAUGCCGUUAAAGAUGAAAGCACAUUGUUAACAUCCGAGACAGAUCCUCUACCUGUUUAUAAAAUUAAACUGCAGCAACAAAAAAUCAAUCUAAAAGGGUGCAAACAAUUCAGUUUGGGAAAAAAGUCCAAAACCAAUCAUUCUAAUCGCACCAUAAUGGUUCUCGGAGCGACUGGGGCUGGGAAGUCAACUCUCAUCAAUGGCAUGAUCAAUUAUGUUCUAGGUGUUGAAUGGAAGGAUUCAUAUCGGUUUAAGUUAGUUGAUGAGGAUCAAGCGAAAUCCCAAGCUGAAAGUCAGACUUCUGAAGUCACUGCGUACAAAAUCAACCAUCAGGAGGGUUUUAAAAUAGAUUGCUCUCUGACCAUUGUUGACACUCCAGGCUUUGGAGAUACAAGAGGCAUACAAAGAGACAAGGAGAUCAUAGAACAGCUCCGUAGUCUCUUCUCUGAUGAGGGUUGCGUCAGUGAAAUUGACGCGGUGUGUUUCGUAGCUCAGUCUUCUUUGGCACGGCUCACGCCAACACAGAAAUAUGUGUUUGAUUCUGUGCUCUCAAUCUUCGGCAAAGAUGUGGCAGAAAACAUCCAGAUUCUGGUGACAUUCGCAGACGGCAAGCGCCCACCAGUUCUAGAGGCGAUCAAUGCCUCAGAUGUCCCAUGUCCUAAAAAAGACGGGGUGCCAGUUCACUUCAAGUUCAAUAAUUCUGCAUUGUUUGCAGUCAACAAAUCAGCUGCAGCAGACGACGGGAGUGGGGAUGAGGAGGAUGGAGGCUUUGAUGAGAUGUUUUGGAAAAUGGGGGCAAAAAGCAUGAAGAGGUUCUUUGCUGAUUUGCAAAGGAUAAAAACCAAAAGCUUGAAAAUGACAAAGGAGGUCCUCAGAGAAAGAAAGCAGCUCGAGAACUCAAUUGAAAAUUUGCAGAAGCAGGUUAAAGUUGGGUUAGCCAAGCUUGAGAAGAUGAAAGAGACAAGUGAGUUACUCAAACUGCAUGAAGCAGAGAUCAGCAGAAAUGAGAAAUUUGAGUUAGAAAUCACCGUCAUAAAGCCUGUUCAAGAAGAUAUUUCUGGCACUGGAAUUUACAUCACAAACUGUCAGGUGUGUCAUUUCACCUGUCAUCCUAUUUGUAUACACGCAAAUGAUGAAGAUAAAGAAUACUGUGGUGCAAUGGGACCAAAUGGAAACUGCACACAGUGUCCAGGCAAAUGUCAUUGGCGUAAACAUUUCAAUCAGAGGUACAGAUGGGAUUAUAAGGAGUUUAAAGAAAAACAAACAGUGAAAGAGCUGAAAGAAAAGUACCUGAAAGCCGCAGAGGCUAAGGGAACUGUUGAGGAACUGACUAACCAACUCCAGGUUGAAUAUGAGCGUCUGCAGAAUGAGGUGGUGGCAUUGAUGGAGAAUUCUGCCAACUGUCUAAACAGACUAGAGGAGAUAGCACUGAAGCCAAAUCCUCUCUCCACUCCAGAGUACAUUGAAAUGCUCAUUGAGGGAGAGAAAGCUGAGGGCAAGUUAGGCUGGAAGCAACGAGUUCAGUACCUGAUAGCCAUGAGAGAAAAAGCAGAGCUCAUGACUAAAGUAGGCAAGAAUGAGAAACUCCUUUAAAGUCAAGAACCUCAAACUUAGGACAAAAUCCAGAGCAGUGCCAACCAAGACAAGACGUGUGUAUACAAAUAAAGAACAAGACAGGACUGUGAGUGAUGCUGAAAGCAACAAGUUCAAUAACUAGUAACAAUGACAGAAAAGGUUUGAGUCGCGACAGUAAGAGAAACUUGAAUCACUUUGACGAAGCAUAAAUGUGUAAGAGAUAAAGAAAGGUGUUUUCCUUGUAAACGUAUUCCUGCAGGAAUUAGUUCUCUUUAACAAAAAGUAAAACACAGAUUUACCACGUUUUAACAUGUUGUGUGCAGGAACUAUUAACUUAGCUUUUUAUUUUAACAUAUAUUUUCAUGUACCCAGUUUACAUUGUUCCAGACAGGGUUUUUAACAUGUUUUUCCUAAGUUUUAAAGUUGUUGUUUUAUCUGCUCUUCAAAUAUUUUUCUUUUUUUGUGAAUACUUAACAAUUCUAUUGAUUUGUAUUGAACUGCAUUGUAUUGUCCUGUAGUAAUUAGAUGAUGGAAUGAUCAAAUGAUAAAUAAAUCAUAUCUGAUGUAUACAAA